Messenger RNA from Aspergillus piperis CBS 112811, 457 nucleotides. RefSeq lists its product as uncharacterized. The record is from RefSeq and is a predicted model, not a curated record. The transcript has a single exon. Bases 118 to 366 code for a protein of 82 amino acids. Lineage: Eukaryota; Fungi; Ascomycota; Eurotiomycetes; Eurotiales; Aspergillaceae.
ACACCGGCGGAUGCCCGACAUUCCUAUGUACAUAGUAAAGACAGGGACGGGGCUGCGCACGGUCCCUAGGAUCGAUAUCUAUUGUCGGACAUGAAUUGAACUGACUUUCUAGGAGGGAUGGUCCAUUCAAGAGUGUUCAUCUCAUCAGACUUCCUCUUCUGUGUUGCUGGCCACCAAUUGGCUUGGUUGCCUGUUACUUAUCCGAAUAGUCCCGGUCAAUGCUUAGUGCCCAUGGCUAGCUGGUCCUAUCAGCGUGUGGAGUGCGACAGAGGCAAAUAUGGGUUGAUUCUGUGUAUCCUGUCUGGACCAUCUACGGUCGUUAACAAUACCACUGCAUCAUGCACGACAACACGUCGAGCUUUUUGAAGGGUUGGGCAAAUAACCGGGUCUGGCCAAGUUCUUCCAACUGUUGUGUCUCAGUUUCUAUCAAUGGAAUCGGCCACCUCACAUUGUAGCU